Molecule: messenger RNA, 2135 nt
Organism: Trachymyrmex septentrionalis
Lineage: Eukaryota; Metazoa; Arthropoda; Insecta; Hymenoptera; Formicidae
Product: glycogen synthase kinase-3 beta-like
Exons: 8
Coding region: 210-1697 (495 amino acids)
Biological process (GO): protein phosphorylation; signal transduction; negative regulation of canonical Wnt signaling pathway
Cellular component (GO): cytoplasm; axon; nucleus
Molecular function (GO): protein serine/threonine kinase activity; ATP binding
Source: RefSeq, a predicted model, not a curated record
AAUCGAAAAACGAUAGUAGAUAAUAUUUAUGAUACAACAUAAUUAACCAAAGAAAACUAAUUGAAAUCUAGUCUUUUAUUUUGGAGAACUGAGUGAAAUGACGAAAAUUUGAUUUUGAUCUCGAUAUUUCAAAAUAUGAAACGAAGUAAAAACGAAGCAUAAUCGUGAUAUAUCGUGGGAUUUUUCGAUAAUUAAUCGAUCUCUAGAUCAUGGCUCCAGCAAACAAUCUUGAUUGGUCAGAACCAUGUCAGCAAUGGCGAUAUCCAAAAUUCUAUCCGACGGCGGCUGGACAAAAAAACGAACGUCCUAAAAGCGCUGUGGAAUUGGGUGGCAAAGAGGCCAAUACUGCAUAUAAAAAAUUCUGCAAGUUCUUGCGCCGACUAAGCAGCAAGAAACGCAAGGAUGGCAGCAAGGUAACGACUGUAGUAGCGACUCCUGGUGCUGGUCCGGAUCGUCCUCAGGAAGUCGCGUACACCGAUACCAAGGUCAUAGGCAACGGCAGCUUUGGUGUGGUAUACCAAGCGAAACUCUGCGACUCGGGAGAAAUGGUUGCUAUCAAGAAGGUUCUUCAGGAUAAACGAUUUAAGAACAGGGAAUUACAAAUUAUGCGACGCCUCGAACAUUGCAACAUUGUGAAACUCAAAUAUUUCUUUUAUUCUAGUGGUGAUAAGAACAUCUUAACCGCGACUAAUCCGGUUUUUCACGUUGACAAGGACGAGGUUUAUCUUAAUCUAGUCCUGGAAUACAUACCCGAAACUGUGUACAAAGUCGCUCGACAUUAUAGCAAAAGCAAGCAGACGAUACCAAUCAGUUUCAUCAAGUUGUAUAUGUAUCAACUGUUCCGUUCGUUGGCGUACAUCCAUUCGCUGGGUAUUUGUCACAGGGAUAUUAAACCACAGAAUUUGCUGCUAGAUCCGGAUACUGGUGUCUUGAAGCUAUGCGAUUUUGGUUCAGCUAAACACCUUGUGAAGGGCGAACCAAAUGUGUCUUAUAUCUGCAGUCGCUACUAUCGCGCACCUGAACUCAUCUUUGGUGCUAUUGACUACACUACAAAAAUUGAUGUUUGGAGUGCAGGUUGUGUGCUAGCAGAACUACUGCUAGGUCAACCAAUAUUUCCCGGUGAUAGCGGUGUCGAUCAACUGGUAGAGAUUAUCAAAGUCCUCGGUACGCCUACGCGCGAUCAGAUACGUGAGAUGAACCCCAACUACACUGAGUUCAAAUUUCCACAAAUUAAAUCACAUCCCUGGCAAAAGGUGUUUAGGGCGCGCACACCGCCGGAAGCGAUGGAUCUAGUGGCACGGCUCUUGGAGUAUACACCGUCGUUGCGCAUGACACCGUUGCAAGCAUGUGCGCAUUCAUUCUUCAAUGAAUUACGUGAACAAGGCACGCGGUUACCAAGCGGCCGUGAAUUACCGCCGCUUUUCAAUUUCACCGAGCAUGAGCUGCGAAUCCAGCCGAUCCUCAACAGCAUGCUGAUACCCAAAUACAUGCAAUCGGCCGCCGCCACCACCGGUACAGAGGGGAAUCCCGGCGGGGGCGGCGGAGGCGGAGGUGGCGGCCAAUCGGACGCUACGGGCGCCGCUGCCAGUGCUAGCGGUAAUUCUAGUGAUAAUAGCGCCAAUAAUCCCAACACCACCACUAACACCACCGCUACCAACACGCAAAACACUGACCCCAGCCAAUCGAACAUGGCUUGAACCGCUUUAUUCUAUCUUCUAUUUUUCUUUUCCUUUUUAACGUUAUUAAAGAGUUGGGUUAUGACGUUGUUACGAUGGCAUGACGAAGUAACCAUCUUCUGACGAGGAUGUCCACGUUGUAAAUGCGAUAUACCGCAUUGCGGAGUAAAUAGAUAUAAGGUUUUCAUCUUCUCUCUAGCGAGAAGUAGUGUAGUACUGCGACGCGAUUCAGUGGAAUUAAGGCUCUUAUUAAAAUUCAUCUCCGUAGGUACCUCCGUAGGUAGGACCAGGGGAUCCUAACUCUCUUUAUCUUGACAAAAACGGAAGUUUGAUGAAUUCGUAAUUUUUAGAGGACAGAGCGCCGUCAACUUAUUUCUUUACCACUUACUGGCUUUUUUAUUGCCAAUAGUGGCUGGUUGACCAACUUCUGUAAAUUAGAUAGUCAAGUUUCUUCUAUUU